CGGAUCUUGUACCAGGUCGAACCAAUAAAGCCUGCCGCAAGCGGUGGUUGCAUUCGCUUCGUCCUCAGCUUAGGAAAUCAGCAUGGACACCAGCUGAAGACACCCUUCUGGUCGAAUUGUAUACGUCACAUGGUCCCAAAUGGUCAGCGAUCGCAAGGCAGAUUGAAGGUCGAACAGAUGAUGCCUGCUCCAAACGGUACCGAGAGGCACUAGAUCCCAAUCUGAAGAGGGAUGAGUGGACGCUUGAGGAGGAUUCUAAGCUGCUUGAGGUAUACAACCGAAUAGGAGGGAAAUGGGGACAGCUCGGCCAGGAUCUGAGGCGGAGCGGGCUGGCAUGCAGAAACAGAUUUCGACUCCUCAAUCGCGUCCGUCCUAAAGCAAAGCCUGCUGCCCAGUCCGCCGAUCUGGAUGAAGCACUCGAUGCGCCGUUGGGGAACGACUGUGCUCAUUUUUCGCGGGCCGAGUUUGAUGUUCUCUACUACCCUCCGGAAGCGUACCCUUCCGCUUUUGGGAACAAUCUGCCGCUCGGAGAGUCCCUUUUUCGAGAACCCACUCCCCAAAUGCCCGAAAUGUUCCAAGCUCCCCCACCGUCUCUCUAUUCUUCGUUUUCACUGACCGCCGCACUCUCCGAUCCACCGAGAAAGUCUUUGCCCCUCCCUCCUGUACCCGAAGAAUCUUACCCCGUCGAUGGGGUGUGGAAUCUCUCGCCUCUCCAAGCGUCGUCAAGUGAUCUGUUCGCAUCUUGCUCCUCGACGGUUCUGCGGCCCGAGACACCAUUAGUCUCGGGGUUAUCGGAUCUUCCUAGUCCCUCAUCGAACCAUUCGAGUCCAUGGCGAUCUCCUGCGAGCAGCUUCACGGGUCUGCUGCCACCGUUGACCGAAAGUCAAGCCACUUCCCCGUUUGGGUUCAUACCUGCGUUGGAUCCAUCGUCGUCUUCGUCUUCGUCGCCAUCUCCCUUCGUUCCGCCGGCUUCGUUAUCACCGACGGAAAGCCCAGUGUCAUGCUCAGCUGUUGAUCUGCCAGAAGUGCAGCCAGAAGUUCGCAGUCCGCAUCCCUUUCCAGACUCCUUGCUACUUGCUCCUCUGGAAUAUUACCCGCCGCUUCCCCCGAAACCGAAAAGAAUCAGGCCUAGGAAACCAGCCAAGCCACUCAGCGAAAUCCGGCUGUCUGGAGAUUUGCCUGUCAGCGACGAUAAUGUUCGAGCUUACGCAUGCGGUCGACCUCCCUGCUGGGAACCUGGCGCUUCAGCCGGUUCCCACUGCUUCUCAACCUCAAAGGAAUUGCUGGAGCACUGCAGGACCUGGCAUGCACCAAACGAUGGAUCUGUCAGCAGACAAGUGUUCGUUAACAAGAACACAGGUCUCUCUGAGGCGUUCCGGUGUGGAUUAGCCGGUUGCAACAAGUCUUGGAAGACUUUAAAUGGAUUGCAAUAUCAUUUACAAGUCUCUGCAGCACACUUUCGGCAUGCUGUUUCCUCUCACAAAGAUGCGGUGGAGGGGGAUGGCCAACGGAUGCACGCCUGCUCGGAACCUGGAUGUUCCAAGGCCUACAGGCAAGCUACUGGUCUUCGUUAUCAUUUGAAGCACGGUCAUAAGAACGUGCCCGCGCAGUUGAGUUCCGUUCCCCCAACACUUGCGCGGGAACUGGCACAACCGAAGAAAACUGCCAAGAAUUCCACUAAUGACGGAUCUGGAGAACCUCCACCUCCAUGAACUGAUACUGUCCUGCACACCAAACAUCUGUACGCAUACAAUCCAGCAUCCCUAAUGUACUUAUUACAUCUAUUCCUACAUAUUAUCUUCCCCCUCCCAUUCCACCGAAUUGUUGUGCUCUGUGGCGACAUGCCAUCAAAAACUUGUAUCACACUGUAUCCAGUCAGGACUCACAGGUUGCGCAUAGCGGGAUCGCUCAUAAUCUCAUCCAUGGACGGCAUCGAUCCUCCAUUUUGAACGCGAUUCAUCAUCUGCGUGUCCCGUUAGACCAUCUCCGUAAAAUAAGCGGAGGACGUACGUUGGCAACAGCUGGGUUCUGCAUCAGAUUGGCCAGACCUCCGUUGGACAUCAUUUGCUGAGCCAUGGCCAUGAGCUGGGGGUUGUUCAUCAUGCUCGCGAUGUCGGGCAUGCCGCCGCCUCCGCCUCCGAGCAUAUCAGCCAAACCACCCAUUCCAGGCAUGCCCCUGCACUACCGCCCGGUGCCCGAGUAGCGGCUGACGCAUCCGACGUGAGCGUGAUAUCUUCGUCGUCGUCGUCCGGCACGAUUCGGGCCUUCGAGUUCUCGUAGCCGGAUUUGAGACCAGCGUUAUUGGGUUCCAGCUUCAGGCCACGCUCGAACGCGUCGGCGGCGGCACGGAAGUCGAGCAGCGAGUACUGUGCGUGUCUGGAUACAUGUAUCAGCAACCGGACAGGUAAGGAUGGGCUGUGACAGAGGCGCGUACCCGAGACGGUGGUAAGCCUUGACGAACGACGGAUCUACGGAGAUGGCUUUCUCGGCAUCGCCGACAGCAGAGAGAUGAUCUCCCUUGCUGCUGUAGGCCGCGGCUCGGUUCGAGUAGUAGAUCGCGUUCUGGGGGUCCAGAUCGAUUGCCUGGUUGUAGGCUUCGAUGGCCGCAUCGUACUGCUUGCUGCUCAUGAGCGUGUUGCCCGUCUGCUUGAACUUCUCGGCCUUGGCCUUGUCCUCGGCGGACGUACCCUGGGGCACUGAUGGUGGUGCAGUGCUGGAAGAUGCAGCGGACGCUGGGGUAGCACCAGCUGCGGCGGAGGAUCCGACCUUUUCCCUCGUCUUCAGGAAGACGUCGAAGAUUGUCGGGAGCGUGGCAGGCUUGACACUGAGUUUCCCGACCUGCUGCUCAUCGGAUGGAUCGACACCAAACGCUUCACCGAUACACUGGACUGCGAAACACGCGUGUUAUUUCGAAACUACUCAUGCGCUCGACAUACUGACUGGCGACUUCCAGACUCUCUUUGUCAUCCGCCUUCACCGUCCCAUCGCCAAUAGAUUGGUUGAGAAAGUCGAUUAUGCUCAGCACGAGUCGUUGUUGCUUCUCGGACAUCUAUGCGGUCGUGUCAAGAAGUAAGAGGUGGGAAAAUUACACAACAAGAACAAACUUCUUGGAAUCAACGUUCAAGUCGGCCGUUCCACAAAACACUCGCAGCGCUCGGCGGGACACUAUCGAUCAUGUUCUUCUGCGCCCUCUCUGGAGAACCUCCUCAGGAACCUGUGGUCUCCGCCAAGUCGGGGAAGGUGUACGAGCGCCGCCUUAUUCUCAAAUACAUCACCGAGAAUGGCACAGACCCAAUCACUGGAGAGAAACUGGAGGAGUCGGACCUCAUCGUCAUCAAGGCUUCACCUGAAACCGCUACGCCUCGUCCUCCCACUCUCAACUCCAUCCCCGCUCUUUUAAACGCGCUUCAAAACGAGUGGGAUGCCCUGGUCCUCGAGACCUUUGCUCUCAAGCAGCAGUACAACUCGACACGACAGGAAUUGAGUUAUGCGUUGUACAGCCAGGACGCGGCCAGUCGCGUCGUUGCGCGUCUAAUCAAGGAGCGAGACGAGGCGAGAGAGGCUCUGAGCAACGUUUCAUCCACGAUGGGAUUGGCUCCGUCGUCUGCUCCUGAAGAUGUUGAUAUGACUGAGGAGAGCACCGGGCCUGUGAUGCCCAAGGAAACCCUCGAGAUGAUCGACGAGACUCUUGCUGCGCUGUCCUCGACGCGUAAGAAGCGCAAGCCGCCCACGGGCUACAUCACACCGGCCGAGGUCAAGAGCUUCACCGCUACGCACACGGUCCCAUCCCUUCACUCCCCCUCGCCGGCCGGCAUCACAUCCCUGGCGGUCUCGAGCGCCAACCCGUCGCAGUUCCUCACGGGUGGCAACGACAAAAUCGUGCAACUGUACGACCGCAGCACCGACAAGGUUCUGGCCACCCUCAAAGGCCACACGAAAAAGAUCAACCAUGUGGCGUUGCGAGAAGCGGAGGGAGAGCCUACUCUGCUGAUCUCUGGCAGCGCAGACAAAGUCGUCAAGAUCUGGUCGCACGACUCUGCGUCUGGGGAGUAUAUCCCCAAGUCUACCAUCCGCUCGCACAAGGGAGAGAUCACGGGUCUCGCGCUGCACCCGAAACAGACGCUCCUGGCUGUUGGCUCGGCGGACAAGACGUACAGCAUCCACGAUCUGAACACCUUUGGGCAGAUCUUCCAGUCGGCGCCCGGGGAAGAUGUGUUCUCGUGCAUGAACAUCCACCCGGACGGAACCCUGCUGGCGUUCGGGACGCCGACGUCCAAGGUGCAUAUCUUCGACAUCCGCGCGGGCAGCGUCGCCGCGAUUCUCGAGCCGCCCGAGGGCGCGCCGCCGUUCACGAUCAACACGCUGUCGCUGUCCGAGAACGGCUACCACCUGCUCGCGCCCGACGCGCCGUCCUCCGUCGCCGUGUGGGAUCUGCGCAAGCGCAAGACGGCACACACGAUCGAGCUGGGCGGGGACUUCAAGGUGAACAAGGUGCGCUACGACUACAGCGCGCAGCUCUUCGCUGUCGCCGGCAGUCUCGGCGCGCGGGUGUUUGCACACAAGACGUGGGAGGAGCUCGUGCGAUUCGAAGAGGGCGGGGAGGUCUCUGAUGUUGCUUUUGGCCCGCUGGGCAAAGAGCUGUGGGGCGCUGCUGGCCGGGAAGUCAGGAUCUGGGGAGCACCCGUGUAG
Messenger RNA from Mycena citricolor, 4689 nucleotides. The record is from the annotation of a GenBank genome assembly. NCBI's taxonomy places the organism in Eukaryota, Fungi, Basidiomycota, Agaricomycetes, Agaricales, Mycenaceae.